CAGCCGCUGUCCGGUGUUUAGCGGGGUAGCAGCUAGACUGUACUGUGCUGUGCUGUGCUGUGCUGUGCCGUGCCAGCAGCGGCUAACAAGAUGCACAGCGCUACUGCUGUGUACAGUAUAGAUAUACCUUCAAGGUAGUGUUUGUUUAUUUAACGGGGGAAGCCGAUCGACACAGACGUAAGCAGGCAUGGCUGGAAUUAUCAAAAAGCAAAUUCUGAAACAUUUGUCAAGGUUUACCAAGAACCUGUCCCCCGACAAGAUUAACCUGAGCACCCUGAAAGGGGAAGGACAUCUGUCCAACCUUGAGCUGGAUGAAGAGGUUCUGCAGAACAUGCUGGACCUGCCUACAUGGCUGGCUGUCACCCGGGUCUAUUGCAACAAAGCUGCCAUUAGGAUACAAUGGACGAAGUUGAAAACGAGUCCCAUCUGCUUGUUCCUGGAUAAGGUGGAAGUAGAAAUGAGGACAUGUGAAGAGCCACGCCCACCUAACGGACCCUCUCCUAUAGCAAUUACAGCAGGCCAGAGUGAGUAUGGCUUUGCUGAGAAAGUGGUGGAAGGUAUGUCUGUUAGAAUCAACUCCAUCACCAUCAAGGUACAAGCUCGUGCCUUUCAUGCAUCCUUCGAGCUCUGGCAGCUACAAGGGAACAGCCUGAACCCCAAAUGGCAGCGCAGUGACCUCCGAUAUACCCGUAUCACUGACCCAAAGAGAGGAGAGGUGUUGACAUUCAAAGAAAUAAACUGGCAGAGUUUACGAAUCGAGGCUGAUGCCAUUGAGAGUGAUGAUCAGGACCUUGGGAAUACACCAUUACGUCUAAUCACCAACCAGGGACGCAUUCGAAUAGCACUGAAGCGCAGAAUAAAGGACUGUAACGUGCUGGCAUCCAAACUGUUCUUCAUUCUGGAUGAUCUGUUGUGGGUGCUGACGGAUUCUCAGCUCAAAGCCAUCAUCCAUUAUGCCAAAUCUCUCAGCGAGGCCAUGGAGAAGUCUGCGCAACAGAGGAAAAGCAUGACUGCUGAAUCCAUGCAGACUGCUCCUCCUUCUCCUGGGCUUCACACUCUCUGGACAGAGUCCACACCUGCUCCAACCAGUAGUCCCAGCAAUGCUAGUCAAUACUUUGACCAGUUUGAUGUCAAAGAGUCUUCUUAUCACACCUUCAUAUCUCGCUUGGACUUACACAUAUGCAACGAUAGUUCUUCAGUGGAUGAUGAUGAGCCUCCCCCACCAGGCUUACAGGGUGCCAUGCAGUUAACCUUUAAGAAGCUUGGCUUUGACUACUAUCCUAUCCACAGACCCGCUGAUGGAUGUCGACAUUGGGAGCGCCACAGUGGAGCCAUGGAGGCACAGGCCCAGUGGGCAGGGAAACUGCUGCAGGAGUACCAGAAAAGAGCAGAGGCUUCUGGGUUCCCUGGGCCACACACUGAGGUUCCACAACCAACCAAGGACUCGCCUCCAAAGACAGUUCAAGAUAAACAGUCCAGUCCCAAGUUAACGUCCUCUGACAAAGAGCAGACAUCCAGCAGGAACUCUGUCACAGCUCCGCCUGGGUCAUCAUUGAAGAGGCUGCGAUCUAACUGUGUGGUGAUCAGGAUGGAUGAUGUCGACAUUCACCAGGUGUCAACACGAGGCCGUCAAAACAAGAAGACCCAGUCUUUAAUAUCUUGUAAUCGUAAAGCUGCACAUUUGCCAGACAACGUACCAGCAAUCCAUCUGCAGUUUACUGAAUACUACUUUCCUGACAACCCCAGUGUAUCAGUGCCCACGUCAAACUUGUAUGCCCAGAUGAACAGCCUCCAGCUGUGUGUGGACCCAGCCAGUGUGCUGUGGAUCAAUCUGUUUUCGAGGGGCCUGUUACAUACCCUGGAUCAAGUAAAAGCUUUCUAUCAUUUGCAAGACAGCAGCAAGGCAGAGGAGCACGUAGAUAUCCGUAUGGAUGCAUCCCAACUUAAGUUGAUAAUUCCUUUAGAUUCUUCUAUUUUGGACCAUCCGGAGCGUCCACAGUCCCUCUCCAUUACUGUUCCUCAAAUGGUUCUGAGUAACACCCGGCACUGUCCUCAUGCCACCAGAGCUGACCUCAACAGCACCUAUAACAACUUCUCCUCCUGCCGUUUCUUUCAGUCCAGACCACCCUGCCCUUACCCAAGAGACCAGAGUGCCUUUCACCCACUUCCCUCCAUCUUCCUCCAGUACUCUCAAGAGACGGAGCCCCUGCCUUUGGGUAAAAAGCAGCUGAGGUCUCAGGAUGUCUGGUCUCUCAGUUUGUCCCGUGUUACACUAGGGUUUGAUGGAGCCCGCAGAUUCCCUAAAGGCAGGACCCAGCCCUUUAUUGAACCCUUUGCUAUGUCUGUGUGGAUGUGCCAGCCUUCCGCCUUUAAUUGUGGAUCACCAUCGUCCCCCUGUAGUUCUAACAGAACACACCAGUCCUCUUUGGAGCAGGAACCCACCCAGGAGGAGGGGACCCUUGCCUCUGUUCACAUUCUAGCCCAUGCCAUCACUCCACUGAAGAUGUGGCUAAACCAUUAUCAAUACGUCGCUCUGCUGAGGAUGAAAGAUGCCAUGGCCCGCUUGGUCGCAGAGUUGGGACGGGAUACACGGGAGGUUAAGAAGGUUCAAGACCACAAAACUAAUCUUGCCACGGCGUGUUUGGCCCUGCUGUUAGAUUCAGCUGAACUGGGACUCCUGUUGCCUCCAGUCUGCACAGAACCAGAGGAAGAAGUCCCCCACACUCCAGAGACAGACAGCCCAAGCAUGACAGACUCUGACAUCUCUCCAACUCAUCAUGCUACUGAUGGCGUAUUGGAGGACAGCGGCUUAGAAAACGGCAUCUCAUCCAUUAACACGGGUGGCACUGAGUAUGACCAGGAUCAGGAUGAUCAAGAUGGGUUGGUGGAGGAGGCAUGUGAAGCGGUGGAGGAUGUGGUGGAGGACGGUGGGCUGACAACGCAGGUGGACACUCCCGUUCUCUCGCCCCCGCUCUCACCCGGACAGUCUCCUGUCCUCUCUCGAGAACCAUCCACCUUUAGCUUGGAGGGAGAACUGUCAAGCGCCAUUAAUGUCACCAAGGAUGUGACCAAAGAUGCCAUUAGUGCCUCACUGGACCUGACCAAAGGGGCGUUUUCUAUAACAAAAGAUGCUUUCAGUAUGCUGAGUCGUGGCUCAGGGAUGAGCAAAUUGUUCAGUCCAGCUAAGGAACAGGUCCAGCGGUCAGAAGAGUCCUCCCCCUCUCUGGCUGCCAGCCUGCGUCACCAAUCCAUGAAGCAGUCACCUUCCCAGCAUUCCUUUGAUAGUGCUAUCUUGGAUGGCAGCCUGCCUGAUGAAAAUCUCUCUGUGGAUAGUGACACCAGCGACAAUUUUGUUGUUCUCAUGGACUCAGAGUCAGGCGUGGAGUCCAUGCGUCCAAACAACACUCCGCUCACUGUGGGCAGUAGAGGCAGUCCAGCCCCGGGGACGGAGGGAGGUUCAUCAGCUGACCUCAGCAGCUCCCUGUCUCAGAGUAUUGAGGAUGUUUCUCAGGAUAUGUCCUCAGUCUUCUUACUUAUGAUGAGUGGGAUGGCCUGUACCAUGGAGGUAAAAGGAGAAGACCAAGUUGUUGCAGCAGAAGCUCAAAAUCUGAUCCCUUUGCAAAUGGGUAAUAUCCGGGUUUCUGACAUCCUGGCUGGUCUUGUACAAGCUCCAGGUGGAGCAGUGCAGAAACAGAACAGGCAGGGAAACUCUGCAGCUGUGAGCAUGCGAGCAGAAAUGGGUCCAUCUGCAGCCCAACACACUGAUGAGUCUGUGGGCUUCAUGGAUAUGAGGGUGAGAGACUGCCAUGCAGAGCUGUUAGCCUCCACUGUGGCCAACAUUGGGCCCUUUCUGGAAGAUGAAUUUGCUGUUGACAGUCAGCCAAUGAAGUUACACAUGAGCAACGUCAAAGUCACGAUAAAGGAUGACGGCCCUAGAAUUUACCCUACAGCCCCUCAGCCUGUCCCAGCCACUUUCAUUGUAGAUCAGCUGCUUCUUGAACGUGGUGACGAUGGCAUCUUGAGGCUCAAAGCUGAAGGUCCAGACUCAAAAGCCUCAGCAGAUGUUCCUGUGGUUUCUUUGGACAAGAUGAACGGUUGUGUACCACUGCAGAGUGAAAGACAAACCCUGGAAACCCAGCUCUCCGAUGCCCAGGCUGCCCUCACCCAGGCCCUCAGUGAGCGAGACCGCCUCUUACUGGAGGUCAAGAAGUACGACCCCAUGUUUACCAUGUGAGAUACUCGGUCUCUGACCCCUGAACACAAAGCUGCUCCUUCGGAAAACAGUGUUGGAACGGAUCAGGGUGAAUGUGAGGAACCAGUAUGAAUCACUUCAAGCAUGCCGGUACUUUGGACAUAUUAGGAAAGAAGACAUAACCAGAUGUCAGCAUAGUUUGGAUUACUUCAAACCUACACUAUCACGUUAUUCAUAAGAUUCCAAAAGAGCUCCUUUAACACUUAUUAAAAGAUGAGCCCUGUGAACUAAGUUUAGGUACAUUACAGGUACUAUGUUUAUCCAGCAGUCUAGAUAUGGCUCACUGCUGUACUAAAAACAGUGACUUCAUCCAAAUCAGUGUAGAGGUAAACUCAUUGUGUGGUUUCAGUGUUCAGCAUGCAUGGGUAAAUGUCAAGCUUUAAGUCUCUCCAGUUAAUAUGUUGUGUCACAUUAAUGUUAAGUUGUACAUGCCAAAAACUUCUUUUCACAUGCACUGACACUGCCAGAGAACUGCAGGUACAUCAUUUUGCUCCUUCUACAAAACACAACCUAUGAUCAUUCACCAUCUGUGAGCAGACUUUUACAAACAUACGGACAUGAAGAUGAAAAGAUUGAGCAAUAUGGAUUACUUCCAUUCAUUUCUGAAUAUAUUAGUAGCUGUUAGUGUUAGGUACUUGUUGAUGCUGUGUUGUGAACAGUAGGGAAAACGAUGCACUUUUUCUUUACAAAGCAGAACUCUGCUGCUUAUACAGAGCGACAGAUGCAUCUCAAGUGUCCACCUUUGUGGCUUCAUCUCCAGGAUGGCACUGUUACACACUCAAGUUCUCACCGCUCUUUAAAAGCGAGUUGUUUCAUUCCCCAGUAUUAUUUUUCUUUGAGUUGUGACAUGUUUGUUAAUAUUCUUUUGUACUGUGAAUCAAUGAAACAGUCUGCUCUGUGGGUGAAUGCCCUCCUGCGACACACCUUUUCACCUUUUGAGUUCGGUGUCUCAGCAGAGCAGACCAGGUUGUACAGUGGCUUCAGUAUUGUAACUAGGUUGGUCUUUUUGCCCUGGUAAAGAGGUUUGAUUUAUUAUACCAGUUACUUGGAUUAUCUUCAAAAACCUUUUUUUAGAAAGAAUAAAGUCAGGAAAACAGUGAGACUAGCCUAAUAGUAUUACCUCUGUAGUUGUUCAACAUCAUGAAUAUACAUUAAUUUUAUUUAUUUUCAUUUGUUUAUGCAUGUUCUUUAAAAUAUACUGAAGCCAUAUCAAUCAAAGUCACAUUUUACAAAGCUGUGGUACUCGUACUGUGUUGCUUGCUCACACACUAUUUAUUACUAGAUUCACUGAAAAAAAAAGAUUUUGUCUAUUUGACCACAUAGCAGUUAAAAUUUGUCAUUUUGAUAUUUUGUAUACAUGCAUAAAUUGAGUAUAUGCAUGGGUUCAAACAUAGAUUUGCUCAUCACAUUCCAUAUAACAUAUCCCCUUCUUUGGAAAUGCUUAUAGGGAAGUCAGGAUUUUAUUGUCACAUGUUAUUUAUAAAAUGUUAUGUUUUUAAUCGGAGGUCCUGUAGCCUUUUGCCUUUAGCAGUACAGCAAUUCACUGUUAAAGUAAAAUAUGUUACAGCCACAGAAAUCGGCUGUCCUGUCAAACGCACACAUCAUUUCAGUGUUCAUAGGAGACCUCUAGUGGUUUGAUUUGAGUGUUACUUUUUUUUCUUUCAUCUUUGGUUGCCUUCAAAGCUAUGAAUGACAGAUUUGCAUUCUUAUUGUGGAAUGUAAAAUGUAAAAGCAAUAGGAAAACAAUGUAGGUUUAACCAAAAAACAUGGCUACCAAGUGUUACACUACACAUUUUUGAUACAGUAUUCUAAUUUUCUAGGAUGAGUCAAUACAGUUUAGUUUAUUUAUCAGUUUUUACAGUUCCACCACCAGUUGAAUUUGUACUCAAACACAUCUGUAAUCCCUCUGUGUUAAGAUAUGUUACCAUCAUGUUCACAUACAGAUGUGACUUUCUCUCAGCUUGUAAAUUUGUUUUGCAUGACUUUAGAGGAUCAAGAUAAAAACUGGUUGUCCUAUGCUGGAUGAAACAUGUAGCUGUACAGUUUGUCCUGCUUCCCUCUCCUCAGUGUAAAGUAGCAUCCCUUUUUUGAUGAUAAACUGAUGUCCUGGGUUUCAUCUGCUCAUAAGCGUUUACACUAGACUUCCUUUACACUCCAGGAUUGGGUUUAUACCACAUCUUAACCUCCCACCUAGUGUGUAGAAUCAGAGUGAAGCAUGAGUCACUUUAGUGUGUGUUUUCUCUCUAUUUACAGGAUUGACUGACAUGGUAAAACUAUUUGCCACUAAAGAGCAGAUGCAUUUCCUGAAAUGAUGUUGUGUAGUUUCUGCCUCAAUGGAUUAUUUGCACUUGUGUGGUAAAUUCACUGGAAUUUGCACUUGUUUUAAUGCAAAUCACAUCAAAGAAUUGCAGAGGAGUCUUUGUGAAAUCUUCCUAAGUGAUGCAAAUGUUAAAGACCCUGUGGAAAGUAUUUUGUCAGUUGUGUACAAUUACAUUGAAUUUUGCUUUGUCUUUAUCACUUCAUUGAGACAAAUAUAAAAUUGGUUCUGUGAACCAAAGGUAGUAUGUGGAAAAUAUUUUAAAAAAUAAUAAAUAAUUAACUGCUGAACACAA
This is a messenger RNA of Sphaeramia orbicularis (orbiculate cardinalfish), 6864 nucleotides long. RefSeq names its product bridge-like lipid transfer protein family member 3A (gene bltp3a). The transcript is spliced from 21 exons. Bases 188 to 4234 code for a protein of 1348 amino acids. NCBI's taxonomy places the organism in Eukaryota, Metazoa, Chordata, Actinopteri, Kurtiformes, Apogonidae. The record is from RefSeq and is a predicted model, not a curated record.